Messenger RNA from Balearica regulorum gibbericeps (East African grey crowned-crane), 904 nucleotides. NCBI's taxonomy places the organism in Eukaryota, Metazoa, Chordata, Aves, Gruiformes, Gruidae. The record is from RefSeq and is a predicted model, not a curated record.
AUGGUCUCUGGCUUCACCACCAGCAGGUUGAAGCGGUGUGCUGCGGUGGAGAAGGUUUGCUGGUCCGGUUUAGGUCAGCGUGAGGAAGACUUGGAUAAGCUAAUUGUGCGGGAUGAAGAGUUCAGGCAGCCUGCAUGUGACAGGCGCACUGAUGAGGCAGCUGUGCCGUUAUACUCCACUGACGAAGAUACAAAGUCGGAUAAAUCAAGGGUCUUUAUCAUGCUAAAUGACGACCCAACUUCCUUUGUUGUCGAUGAAGUUAGUAGCAUCAUCAAAGAGGCCAUAGAAAGCGCGAUAGGCGGCAAUGCCUACCAGCACAGCAAAGUGAACCAGUGGACAACAAGUGUGGUGGAACAAACACUAAGCCAACUCACAAAGCUGGGGAAGCCUUUCAAGUAUAUUGUGACCUGUGUGAUUAUGCAAAAGAAUGGUGCCGGGCUACAUACAGCAAGCUCUUGCUUCUGGGACAACUCCAGUGAUGGAACCUGCACUGUGAGAUGGGAGAAUAAGACUAUGUACUGUAUUGUCAGUGCCUUUGGACUUGCAAUAUAAUGGCCUUGGAAUCAUUCAUCCUUCUCUUUUCUACUCCAGCACUUGAUUCCGUCUCUACUCAAACUGUGAAUACACUGAACAACUUCUGGUUUUAAUGUACUUUUUAAGUAACUUUUUUCAAACAUAGAAAUGUGAAAAUGUGUUGGUUUAUGAUUUAUGUUUGUAUUUAGUGUUGUACCAGUGUUGCCAUACUGUCUUAACACUUCAAGAACUUCUCUUCAAGGUGCUAAUACUGAAAUCUGCUGCAGUGUAAACACUUUCUCUAGAUUUCUUUUUUCAAGACCAAUAUAAAUGAGACACCGACUUUCACACUUUGUACUCUUGGUUUGCAUUAAAUUAUUGAAAUUCAUAA